Messenger RNA from Rotaria sp. Silwood2, 387 nucleotides. NCBI's taxonomy places the organism in Eukaryota, Metazoa, Rotifera, Eurotatoria, Philodinida, Philodinidae. The record is from the annotation of a GenBank genome assembly.
AUGUUGAGUGAGCAAGUCAAUGGAAAUAAUGUACCACGCAAAUGGUGGCACCAUCGUUGGUUUACAAUCAUUUGCAUCUGCUUUGUCGUUGUGGCAAUUCUUGGAGUUAUACUCACUCUGGUAUUAAAAUUCGCCAUACUUGCACCAAAGAAGCGUGAUAUCACCACAGCAACAUCACCAUCAUCAACGGAAACACCAUCACCACCAUCAUCAACGGGAACACCAUCAUCACCAUCAUCAACGGGAACACCAUCAUCACCAUCAUCAACGGGAACACUAUCAUCACCAACGGCAACAACAGCAUCAACAACGGCAACAACAACACUAUUAGCAACAGCUGGGACCACAACUCAGCAAUCAGGUACGCUGUACACAGACGCUUUUUAA